AUGCUCGAUCGUCUACUCCCCAACCUGCUCAGUGUUAUCGUUCUCUUCGUUACCUCUAUCUCGUUCCUUCCGCAGCUUACCCACAUAUGGACGAAAAAGACAUCUUCGGGAAUUUCCCUAUACUAUGUCCUCUUUAAUCUCAUAUCUGCGACUGAGCAGCUCGCAGUUUGCAUCGGCCUGUUUGUCACACCAGACAAGCCAGACCUUUUCCUUCACCGACCCAUCAUUGUCACCGAUUGGCUGAACUUAUGCCAAGUCAUUGUCUUAUGGAUCCUGUUCUUGGUAUAUUUCGCAUCAUGCCUCCGAUUCGCUCCAGAAAAUCAUAAUGGGCGGAAUAAACAUGUCAUUGGCAUUUAUAUCUCUUUCCUUCUCAUCUCACUGGUGCCUGUCUUUUUCUUUGCAGCUUGCCUUAUAAAGGGUGCAACAACGAACAAGGAACCUCUCCGAUGGCUCACCGCGCUAUUUCUUGGCUUCCAUAGCCUUUACGCUACCUAUAUUGUCGCUCUUCUCACAUUUGCCGCAAUAUACUACCAAGCACGGGAAAUAUCCUCGCACCUCGCACCACCGCCCGGGCUGAGCGUUGCCGGACUUGCUGUCCAGUUCAUGGUGUUCUGUCUUGUUUCUGUCUCGUGGGUAUUUAGAGUCUCCUUUCCUUACGAUGAGAUUGCACUGCAUCGAAUCUCGCUGCAGGCUUUGGCAACCUGGUUCACCACGGUUGGGUGGGUGGUGGUAUAUAAUGGUGUCUACGGUCUUGGUCAAGGGCUUUUGUUCUGGUUGGUUAUGAGACAGGGUUCUAGGGCGUGGGCUUCAAAUGAAGGGGAGACCCGGCCUUUGCUUAGAUGA
This is a messenger RNA of Penicillium subrubescens, 843 nucleotides long. Its product is annotated as PQ-loop repeat-containing protein. Lineage: Eukaryota; Fungi; Ascomycota; Eurotiomycetes; Eurotiales; Aspergillaceae. The transcript is spliced from 3 exons. The coding region runs from base 1 to 843 and encodes 280 amino acids. The record is from RefSeq and is a predicted model, not a curated record.